UCUGGCUGAGAGUGUUUGCCAAACUGCACCACCUGUUUUUGACUGUCAAGGUCUCAGUGAUGCAACAACCACGGCGAAGGCUACAGACAGCGGUGUGAUUUAGAAGGAAAGACCAGUGCCGUUUGAACCCUCUAACUUAGAAAUGAUGGACAGAAAAUCAGUCUCAGGUGCUGAAUCGGAGGCGAGAUGUGACUCUGAGCGGGAAAAUGUCAGCAACACAGACCCAGAAGACGGGGGAAAGUGUGCGACAGAGGAUUCAAGCAGGACAUGGAGGACCCCGUCUCUCCAGGAGCUGGAGGAGGUUUUACAUUCAGCUCCACGCUCCUGUCGCCAUGGAGACGAGGUGUGGCCGAACCUGUAUCUAGGAGACAUGUUUAUGUCUCAUGACAAGCUCGGGCUCUGGCAGCUGGGCGUCACUCACGUCCUGAACGCGGCGCAUGGGAAACUGUGCUGUAAGGGCAGCGACGAUUUUUAUGGAACCACAGUGAAAUACUACGGAGUCCCAGCCAACGACCUGCCAACGUUUGACCUCUCACCUUUCUUCCACCCUGCCGCUGAGUUCAUUCACCAGGCCCUGACAUCGGGAGGUAAGGUGUUUGUUCACUGUGCUGUGGGUGUGAGUCGCUCUGCUGCGCUGGUCCUGGCCUUCCUGAUGAUUUGCCACCACCUCAGUCUUCUGUCCUCUGUGCGCUGUGUGCAACAGAAACGCUGGAUUUUCCCAAACAGAGGCUUCUUGCGACAGCUUAUCGCCCUGGACCGAAGACUGCGGGAGGAAGGGUUGAUUGAGGAGGCAAAAUGAACAACAUGCAUCCGUAGCGCUGUCUUCCCUUAACAGUCCCUUUGGCAUCAGGGAACAGAGCGAUCAAUGCAACAGCCACGUUGUAUAACUGCAUCCAGUCAGAGAGAGCUCACCGAACACAGGGAGCUAAUUUUGGAGGCAGGCGGCAUUCAAGCGGCCACCUGCUCGUGUCUC
Acanthopagrus latus (yellowfin seabream) is the source of this 973-nucleotide messenger RNA. Its product is annotated as dual specificity protein phosphatase 13-like. Bases 143 to 799 code for a protein of 218 amino acids. Gene Ontology annotation, biological process: negative regulation of MAPK cascade; protein dephosphorylation. Gene Ontology annotation, cellular component: cytoplasm. The transcript is spliced from 4 exons. NCBI's taxonomy places the organism in Eukaryota, Metazoa, Chordata, Actinopteri, Spariformes, Sparidae. Gene Ontology annotation, molecular function: protein tyrosine/serine/threonine phosphatase activity; MAP kinase phosphatase activity. The record is from RefSeq and is a predicted model, not a curated record.